AUGUUUUACAGGCCGAAACGGAAGACUGAGUUGACGCCAUCCCAGAACGGAAACGACUCGCGUUUCAUGUCGUUUUUACUGCGGGAGAACGCCACAUGUAGCGCCUACGCCGAUUACCACAAGAACAUCUACACGCGGCUGCCAAGGUGAGUUGUAAUUUUUAUGAAUUUGACGUCUACUGUUGCCGUUUCAAAAAGGAUCGGCAAGGGAUAGCAAAAUUUGAAAUUUUGGUGAUCAAAUAUGUGCUAACUUUAAAAGACUGUAGCCCCAAGGGGAAGUCCCAAAUUUCUGCCAUAUUUUCGCAUGGUUUUUCUAUCAUAGCCAGAAAAUAACAACUGAAAAUUUUGGCUUGCGCAAUGCAGAAACAGCGGAGAUAUUCAACGAUCUUUGUGUUGCGUCAAUGAAGAGACCAAAAAAUUUUUUUUGACUACCGUAUUUUGAAAAUCAAAGGUGAGAAACUAAGUGUUAAUCUUUGAUCCUGAAAAUCAAAAAAUAAUGGAGCUUUUCGACAAUUUUCGAGCUAUAAAUCACGAUUGAUUUGUAAUCCCUUACCAAGAAUUUUCUCUUCAAAACUUUCACGUUGGCUUCCCCGUUUUAGCUGUCGCAAUAUAAGGCAAUUUUUUUCAGCGCCGUAAAGCGAUGUGCACCGCACUUUGACAAGUCCUUAUGCUGGUAUAAUGUGAGCGCCGGAUCCACCGGCUAUCGGGACUGUCCCUUUCAAUUUUGCACAUCAAUUCCUGGAUGUGAUCGGAUAGCCAGUAAGUUGAUUUGAAAUGAAUUUAUUUGAAAUCAAACCCGAAGAAAAUAUUUGCUAGCUUAGUGACAGAGUGUAAUUUUAAAAUAUCUGAAUAUAACGUGUAUUACAGGCGAAUACAAGGUGAGCCGAGUCUGUCAGCCGAGCGGAGUUUGGAACGAUUCGGUGUAUUCGCAAUGCAUCGAAGUCUUGGAGCGGCAUCGGAGAUGUGUGGCGGGCUAUUGUCAAACGGUAAGUGGCAAUUUUAAACUUUUUAUCCCAUCUCUAGAGUUCAUCUCAUAAAACGACAAAAAAUAAAAAUUCUAAAAACCCUGUCAUCAUUGAAGUGAAUUUAAAAAUUUUAAAAAAAUAUGUCGUCAUGACAGGUUUUCUGGUGUUUUUUCGCGACUUUUUGGCCCUAUAAAAAUCAUUUUUUAUGUCGUUUUCUUAAAUCUUCAAAAAUAUGUCAUCAUGACGGAUUUUUUAGAUUUUUUUAAAACAAAAAUUUUCCGACUUUUUUUCUCCCUGAAUCACAUUUUGCCCCCAUAUAUUUUCCCAUUUUCAGUGCCCCGAUCCCCUCCGGGAAACCGUAAUCAACGUGUCUCUAACCUUAUCAGUGAUCUCGGUGGCCUUACUCGUCGCAGCUUUGGUUCUUUUCUCAAUCUUUGACUCCAUUCAAUGCCGGCGCUUACAAAUACACAAGAAUCUCGCGUUGGCAUUCGUCUUUCGAUUCGCCGUUUUGGCGAUUUGGACAGUUCUAAAUUCGUCCAACGCCUUCCAUGACUGCAAUCAGUAUGUGCCGCAGCCCAUAAAAAGUUUGGUAAGUAAAUUUUGGACUUCCAAAAUUUUCAAAAAAAAGUGGAUUGAUAAGUUUUUUAGGACUUUUUUACCAAUAUUUUCCCCCUCUUUUUUUCAAUUUUUCAAAAAUUUCGUUUUUAGGAAUGGCUAUGCAAGAUGGUGAUAUGGCUGGUGAUCUACUUCCAAGUGGCGUCCGUCAUGUGGAUGUUGAUCGAGGGGAUCUAUUUGUACAGUCGAUUCACCGUUUUCGCGAUGCGAUACGGCGACGCGCCCUAUGCCGUAUUUUUGCUUACUGGAUGGGGUAAGUUCUGAAUUUGUAUGAUGGUUUGUAGGGGCGUUAAACAAAAUUGUAUGCCCAUAUAAAUCAAGAAAAAUCAAUUUUUUCCGCGCAAAGAUGGCAGUGACAAAACUUUUUUUUUCUGACUGUUCUCUUCAUUUUCUCUACUCUCAAGUCUGUAAAAUCUUUGAGUAAAAAUUUUUUGGCUGCCUCGAGAAACAGCGAGCUCAAAUUGGUCUUUUUUACGAUUAUUUCUAUUCCAAUUCUACAGCAAAAAAACUCAUUGAUUUUAUCAAAUUUCUCUUUCAGGUAUCCCCUUCGUCGUUGUGAUGAUAUGGACCUUUAUUCAUUCGAGUAUUACCUCAAAAAUACCUCAUUCGUAUUGCUGGCUCCCGUACGCGCAAGGCCGGCAUCUCUGGAUCUUGGGAGGCACAAUGGGCGCCGCCUUACUCCUCAAUCUCGUCGUAUUGCUCGCGAUUAUCGGGAUAUUGGUGCAGAAAUUGCGGACAGAGAGUGCGGCCGAAUCGAAGAAGAUUUGGCGGGCGGUGAAGGCCACAAUCUUGUUGGUUCCGCUGCUCGGAGUCUCGAAUAUCCCACUCUUUUAUGAGCCAAAUACGCCGGGCGCUAUUUACAUGCUGGGCUCCGCCAUUCUGCAGCAUUCACAGGUUAGUGCAAGGGUUUCUGUAAAGAAGUGGCUCAAUUUUCGAAUGGUAUUUUCGCAAAGGGCAAGGCUCGGAUUAUCGCCAAAUUUGGCAUAUUUUUUAUGAGCUCGAAUUCGAGAAUUUGAGUCUUCUCCGGCUUUCCAUGUUAUUUACGUUUGAUAAAGGGGUUUUCCAUCAAUCUUUAACCUUUUUUUAGAAUCAUCGCCUCAAUUACUAUUGUAUAUCAUCCAUUUUCAGGGAAUUUUCAUCGCCGUUCUCUACUGUUUUCUCAACGCCGAGAUCCAAGGAGCCAUCAAGCGACAGCUCGCUAAAAUGCCCUUCUCCUUCAACAAACUGUAAGCCCCUCUUUUCACAACUCAUUGUCAGAAACUCCAGGUUCACUCAGCGCGUUCGCUUCGAGACCGAACGAACGUAUGUUCCCACCAACGAAGCGAAUGGGCAACGGCUGCCGUUGGGCGAAAUGCGCAACGGAUCUGUUGGACAGGGGACUGUGACUUCGAAUGGGACCACUGGCACACAGAACUCUUCAUCAAUGCAGCCGUUGCUUUGUAACGAAGGGACUGAGAGACAAAUGCAAUGUGUGCUGAAGAAUGAGAUCGCAGAUGAUGAAAGUAAACCGCCAGGGCUGCGGGAAGAGACUCGACCGGUCCAAUUCUAA
Molecule: messenger RNA, 3128 nt
Organism: Bursaphelenchus xylophilus (pine wood nematode)
Lineage: Eukaryota; Metazoa; Nematoda; Chromadorea; Rhabditida; Aphelenchoididae
Source: the annotation of a GenBank genome assembly